AAACCAUGCCGCAGCCAAAAUCCCGGAAAAUCGCCGUGUUGGGUUACAGGUCGGUGGGGAAGUCGUCUCUCACCAUCCAGUUUGUGGAGGGGCAGUUUGUGGACUCCUACGACCCCACCAUAGAGAACACGUUCACCAAGACGAUGACUGUGAACGGGCAGGAGUACAACCUGCAGCUGGUCGACACGGCCGGCCAGGAUGAGUACUCCAUCUUCCCUCAGAGUUACACCAUCGACGUCGACGGUUACAUCCUCAUCUACUCCGUCACAUCCUACAAAAGCUUCGAGGUGGUCAGAGUGAUCCACGAGAAGCUGCUGGACAUGGUGGGAAACGUUCAGGUGGUGAUCUUGUUGUUGUUGUUGUUGUUGUGCAGGGUGAUCAGUUUCGAGGAGGGGAAAGCUCUGGCGGAGUCAUGGAACGCCGCCUUCCUCGAGUCUUCAGCCAAAGAAAACCAGACGGCGGUGGAGGUGUUCAGGAGGAUGAUCCUGGAGGUGGAGAAGAUGGAGGCGGGUCAGCCACAGAGUCGGACACCAUGCUCCAUGAUGUAGCUUCCACCCCCCCCCCCCCCCACCCCCCCCAACCCCACCCCCCCCCCCCACCCCCCCCAACACCCCCAUCACCGUCCACUGCAGCGACUGACAGCUCAGAUAUUUACACCAAACUCUGUUCAACAAUGUUCUGAUUUAAUGUUGAUCUGCACUUUGGAAAUCUACAACACAACUCUGAGGUUUUCUGUCCGUGAGCCCAAAGAAACGCUGUUAAAGCCUCAUGGGAGACGUAGUUCUUAAAUACCAACAAAAUAAUCCCUGUUUUAUCUUUGUUACACAAGAUGGACCGAAAACCUCCAGAGCGUGUUUUAUCAAAGGGAAUCCUCCAGACAGAAAUCUUCUGUAAACUCAGAGCUGAUGCUUCAGCCUGGACUGUGAACUGAACUUCUUCUAAACAUCAAGUGAGCUGGAGGGAAAUUUAGGUUCCUGUUGAAUUCUUACAACUUCUUGCUCCAUGAAAAAACCCUGGAGGGCAGGAGAGAGCGGCUUUGAAAGUUGAUUUAAUUGAAAUAAAUGCAUUUCUUGUGAAUUACUGUUGAGCAGAAUUUGCUAUAAGGCACUAAGAAUUUCAAAAAGGCACCAAGUCUUUUUUCACAAUGUUGGUUUAAUGGCUAAUUUGCACGACAACGCUCAAUUAACAGAUUUCCAAAUGGGGUUUGGUUUGACCUUUGCUGCAUGUCAAUGUGGAGCUGGAAUAAAACAUCUGACCGGCACAUUAGCUGAAUCAGAGACCAGAAAUUAUUAAGAUGGAGCAGAAAACGAUGCAUGAACCAAAAAAUUUAUUUAUUUCAAAAGCUGAAUUAAAUAUUAAGAUUAUAUAUAAGAUUAUUCUGAUUCUUAGGACGAGUUUAGGUCGGGAUUGGAUGUUGUAAUUGCAUCAUUACCUUAAAAAAUGGAUUUUAAAAAGGAUGAAUUUAUUUUUAAUUAAGUUGGCCAUGUUUAUUAUAUCAGUUAAUGAGGCUACAACAGAUGAAUAUAAGGUUUAACUCUUUACUGAAGAUGACAUCACUGUCUGCUGCUCCCCCUCAACUGAUCACUCUUCUAUAUUAAAUAAGAAAACACUUUUUAUAUGAAUAAUAAAGAAAUAUUUGUGUUUUUAUGAUUGUUCUCAUUAAAGCUGUGUUCUAUUGUUUGGCUAAACAUC
Molecule: messenger RNA, 1692 nt
Organism: Seriola aureovittata
Lineage: Eukaryota; Metazoa; Chordata; Actinopteri; Carangiformes; Carangidae
Product: GTP-binding protein Rheb-like
Exons: 7
Coding region: 6-548 (180 amino acids)
Biological process (GO): small GTPase-mediated signal transduction
Cellular component (GO): plasma membrane
Molecular function (GO): GTPase activity; GTP binding; GDP binding
Source: RefSeq, a predicted model, not a curated record